This is a messenger RNA of Scomber scombrus (Atlantic mackerel), 3490 nucleotides long. It is a transcript of the gene tab1, whose product is annotated as TGF-beta activated kinase 1/MAP3K7 binding protein 1. Gene Ontology annotation, molecular function: protein serine/threonine phosphatase activity. The record is from RefSeq and is a predicted model, not a curated record. Gene Ontology annotation, cellular component: cytosol. Lineage: Eukaryota; Metazoa; Chordata; Actinopteri; Scombriformes; Scombridae. Gene Ontology annotation, biological process: protein dephosphorylation. Bases 1 to 1518 code for a protein of 505 amino acids. The transcript is spliced from 11 exons.
AUGGCGGCCCAGCGGAGGAAUUUGAUGCAGAGCCAUCAGAGCUGGACAGAUGACCUGCCGCUGUGUCAGAUGUGCGGGGUUGGCACAGCACCCAACUGUGUGUACGCUGCAGAGGGUAAAGGCACCGAGAGCCACCCCAACGAGGAUGCACACCUCAGGUUCAGAGGCGAGGACGGCUGUUUCCUCUACGGGGUUUUUAACGGGUACGACGGCAGCAGAGUAUCCAGUUUCGCUUCGCAGUGUCUGACAGCCGAACUGCUGCUCGGACAGCUCAGCUCCAGUCACACGGACAACGACGUCCGCAGGAUCUUCACACAGGCCUUCGAUGUGGUGGAGAAGAGCUACUUUAGCGAGAUAGAUGACGCUCUGGCGGAGAAAGCUCACCUGUCCAACUUCCUCGUACCACACAAUGAGAACGUGUCAUUCCAGAUUUCGUCUCAGAAUCAAAAGGUACAGGAGCGUUUGAAGGAGCUGGAGCAGGAAGUGUCAGGAGGAGCUACGGCCGUGGUGGCGCUGAUCCUCAACAACAAGCUUUAUAUCGCCAACGUUGGAACCAACCGGGCACUGCUGUGCAAGUCCAGCAGCGACGGCCAGAACCAGGUUCUCCAGAUCGGGCGACCGCACAGUACCGACAACGAGGAAGAGCUGCAGAGACUGGCUGCACUGGGAGUGGAUUCGGCUCGUAUAAGGCAGGCGGGGCAGAUCGCUGGCCAGAGCAGCACCAGGAGGCUCGGAGACUACAGGGUUAAACUCAACUAUAAUGAAAUGGACCUGCUCAGCGCGGCCAAGUCGAAGCCAGUCAUCGCAGAGCCGGAGAUUCACGGCAGCCAGUCGUUGGACAACGUGACGGGCUUCUUGUUGCUGAUGUCAGAGGGUCUCAUCAAUGCACUCGAGUCCGCCCACGGCCCCGAACAGGCCAAUCAGGAAAUAGUUGCCAUGGUAGCAGCAGAGCUGGCUCAGCAGACCAGCCUGGAGGCGGUGGCUCAGUCGGUGGUAGAGCGCAUCAAACGGCUGCACCACGAUGCUUUCGUGUCCGGCCGUCAGAGGGCAGCGCUCUGUUCCCGGCAUGAGGACAUGACCCUGCUCAUCCGCACACUCAACUACCCGCUGGUGGACGGAGCGCUGACCCCCACACAGGGCGGUCGUAUCUACCCGGUGUCAGUGCCCUACUCCAACAGUCAGAGCACCAGUAAAACCAGCGUCACCCUCUCCCUGGUCAUGCCUUCCCAAAGUACCCUCACCAACGGAACAAACACCGCCUCCACCCUGGAGGAAGGAACCCCGACGCCAGGCAGUCAGAGCCCUACAGCGACCCUCCAGUCCACCAACACCCAGACGCAGAGCUCCAGCUCCAGCUCGGGAGACGGCAGCCUGUUCCGCCAGCGGGGCAGCCAGGCGGCGCAGCCUGACGAGACGGGCAGGGUCCCACCCUACGUGGACUUCAGUCAGUUCUACCGACUGUGGGGGACUGACCACAGCGACAGCCAGAGCAGCCAGGGAGGGCUGGGACCCCAGUGAAGGGAGGAAGAGGAGGGUGCCAGUCAGAAGGGGACGGACCAGCUUUUCUUGUUAAAAUGAGGCACAUGGAGUGUGAUGGGACAGUUUGGAUGAAUAAAAGAACGCUGUUAGUGUAUCAUAGCUAAAAAUAGGUGACCUAAAGGUGCAUGGGGACGCAUCGAGGACUGGAGGGCGGGGGUUUCAAGGUCUUGCUAUCAAAGAGCUCAUGAUGUAUUGGGUUACAGAAUAAUCCCUUACACAGAUGUGAGUAAGAGUGAAAGUGGUGCCACCAACGCUGCACACUAUGAGAUGACCUCACCUCUUCUGUAAUAGAGGCGGAUCAUGAUUGUGAAUAUAUGUAAUCCAGAUUGUAGCCACUUUUGCCAGAUGUAAAAAACAAAAAAAGCCUAAAAAAAAACCUGUAUCUGCACACAUGAUUGUCACAGACCUUCAGGGUUUGUGGAGUCAAGAGAGAGAGGAAAUGCAUAAGGCCUUAAAAGUUUUUGAAUAUGAAUGGAUGAGCUUGUAAGUACUUUUUUAUUUGUAAUGAAAUUAUAUCACCCAAUGUAAUCAUUAGGCUCCGACUCCUCUUCAUCCGAACACACAUGAUCACUAUUGACUAUGCUAUAGAUACUGAACGAUGUCACGGUUCACACAUUCAUGAAUCACAGGAGUUAAGGUGAUACAGUUAGACCCAAUUUGCCUGUCAGUUUUAUUUCAUUUUUAUUUCUACAAACGAGAUCUUCCAAGUGUCAUUCCUGAAGAUUUACUUUUGUUUAAUGCAGCGGUACCUUUGGUGACUCAUGGUGACAUCAGAUGUAUUUUAAUUAACACGUGACAUAAUCUAGACUUUCAAUCAUAAUGACAUCAGUGUUCAGAGCACUCUGAAGUCUGCAGCCAUCUAAAGCCAUGCUGGAAUAAAGCUUACUCAAUACUAUAAAUAUCACAUGAGAAGUCAGGGCAUCACCAAAGUCAUUAGGGUUCCCUAUCUGGGAACCAUGACCGUCACCACUAAAGUUUAGACAUAUCCAACAAGUAGAUGCUAAGGCUGGGUGAUAUGGUCAGAAUCAAAUAUCACAAUAUUUCUGACCAUGUACCUCGAUAUCUAUUGAUAUAUCUCGAUAUAUUUUGACAAUAUUGUAGGGAUGACUAUCAGUGGUUUGACAAAAAUGUUUAAAUAAUCAUCAGUAAUGUGGAUAUAAUGACUAAGUGGAUAAAAGCAGAUAAUAGAACAGUCUGUUAAGCUCAGAAAAUGACAUCUUUACUGUAAAGCAGCUUUUAAAACCAGGAAAAGACACUUAUUCCAUAUCACCAUAUCACGAUAUUCAAAAUCAAAGACGAUAUCUAUAAAAUAUCACAAUAUCGAUAUAAUAUGGAUCUAUUGCCCAGCCCUGGUAGAUGUUGAGGUGUUUCAUUUGAUAAGUUAAACAUUUUACCAGCUGGUGGCACCAGAGGAAAAGUCAGAGGACCGUCAAAGUCCAUUAAAUAGGAAAACCAUGAAUGUGUUUACAAAAUGUAAUGGCUAUCCAAAUGUUGAGAUAUUUAAGUCUGGUUUAAAGUGGUGGACCGACCAACAGACCAACAUCACCUUCUGUAGAUAAAUGCAUGGUGAAACUCUAAUAACUGAGCAUUAGUGUAGUUCUGUGAAAAUGAGAGCAGCUAAUCUCUCUUCACUUUUUUUUUUAGCCACAACCAGCCACAACCUCACUUCUUUCACAUUCAACAUACAUUUCUCUGAGUAAACGCAUCAUUUUCUUUAGCUGGAAACAGCAGACUCACCAACAGCAACGGCAAAACAGCACCUAACUUAACACUUACAGAACACAAAUACACUGAAUGGUUACUGCAAUAAGAAAAAAGAAAAAUACCAGCAUCAAAUAUGAUCCUUUAAAUAAUAAUCUGAAGAAUUAAUACUUGAAAUGUAUCUGAAGAGACCUUGGGAGUUUAAUUUGAUGUCUGAUACUUUGAGUAAAAACUUCAUCUAGUCUGCUCA